Ictalurus punctatus (channel catfish) is the source of this 5855-nucleotide messenger RNA. It is a transcript of the gene npffr1l3, whose product is annotated as neuropeptide FF receptor 1 like 3. Gene Ontology annotation, molecular function: neuropeptide receptor activity; peptide binding. The record is from RefSeq and is a predicted model, not a curated record. Gene Ontology annotation, cellular component: membrane. NCBI's taxonomy places the organism in Eukaryota, Metazoa, Chordata, Actinopteri, Siluriformes, Ictaluridae. The transcript has 4 exons. Gene Ontology annotation, biological process: G protein-coupled receptor signaling pathway. Bases 210 to 1586 code for a protein of 458 amino acids.
GCGGGGCUAAGGAAGCGCGCACUCCCUAAACAGGCGCUGCGGCAGAGCGCGCGCAGUCCGAGACACUUGAUUCCAUCAACAUCAUCGUGUACAGGACUCAUUCUUUCUCUUUUAUCCCCUUACCAAGUAUUUAUACUCUUCUAUUUCAAAUCUCCCAGGUUUGCUCCUCUCAACCCAUAGAAGAAGAAUCUGAGAGAGACGAAGCUGAUAUGGGUGAAGGGACAUUGGAGCUACCCACAGUGUACAUGAUUUUAGAUCUCCUGCCUGACAUUAACAUGACCAACAGUACCAGAUUCACAGAGGAGAUCCUGUUCUCUCUGUACUUCCAGCACUCGCUGGGCAUGGCUGCAGUGUUCGUCCUGGCCUAUCUGUUCAUCUUCCUGCUCUGUAUGAUCGGUAACAGUGUGGUGUGUCUCAUAGUCCUGAGGAACCGGCACAUGUGGACAGUCACUAAUAUCUUCAUCCUGAACCUUUCCAUCAGUGACCUGCUUGUGGGCAUCUUCUGCAUUCCCACCACUUUGGUGGACAAUCUCAUAACAGGCUGGCCAUUCAGUAACAUAAUAUGCAAGCUGAGCGGCCUUGUGCAAGGAAUGUCUGUCUGUGCGUCCGUCUUCACACUGGUGGCCAUCUCAGUGGACAGGUUUCGCUGUGUAGUUUACCCCUUUAAACCCAAACUAACGCUUUUUGUGGCAAAGGCAAUCAUUGGGAUGAUAUGGCUGUUGGCUCUGGUCAUAAUGUUCCCCUCGGUCCUGAUGUUGACCGUCCAGCAAGAACGAAGCCACUUUAUGGUUCAAGAUGACAAUUACAACCUGACGUAUCCUCUUUAUUCUUGCUAUGAGACCUGGCCUGAGCCUGAGAUGCGGAAAGUGUACACCACAGUGCUGUUUGCCCAUAUUUACCUGAUUCCCCUCAUUCUUAUCAUCCUUAUGUAUGGCUGCAUUGGAGCUAAACUGUACUCGACCACCUUCCUGGUCAAGGUGAAGCAACCUGACGGUACUCCUCAAGGGAAGUCACCUGUAUCGCACAGGAAGAUCAAAGUCAUCAAAAUGCUCAUUGUUGUGGCCCUUCUCUUCAUGCUGUCCUGGCUGCCUCUGUGGACCUUGAUGCUGCUGACUGACUAUGCACGUCCUGAAGGAGACCAACUGGAUCUUCUGACAGGUUACAUCUUUCCUGUCUCCCAUUGGCUGGCCUUCUCCAACUCUAGUGUCAAUCCCAUCAUCUAUGGCUACUACAACAAAAAUUUCAGGCACGGAUUUCAGGCCGCUUGGACUCAUCGACCAUCCUGCUGCUUGGACGGGUCUUCACAGGCCCGUCUCAGGAGGGUUAAGAGGGGCAACAAGACUUGCUCCCGCUUGGACAAAGCUUUCAGUUCCAACGCUCUGAACCUGGGAGUAAGAAACAAAAUCUACACUGACAAUGACCUAACAGGUUGUGUGUGUCUGGAGAUGGAUCACAGGAGAGUGUUUGAAGAAACGGGAAGCUCAGGGGCAGAAGGGGGAAACCGAGGAACAGCGAUCAAAAGAGAGCUUCUGGAAGACAUCAAGAGGAUUUCUCCAACGGGACCUACAGUGGCCUGGGAACUUUGAGCGGUCCGCCUCAAACGAGGCACAUGGUCAUAAUGGAUGCUGAACAUCAGGUUUCUAUGAGCAAAGUUACUCCUACCAAUGAUGGAGGAAAGGAAUGUAAAUUAAAUUGAAAUGCAACGUAAGCAAAAAAACAAACAAACAAAAAAAACAAGCAGCAAAUUGCUUGUAUUAUUAAGACGACCUUUGUAUACAAGUCUCAUACUGGUAAAGUAUAUAGCAGACCAGGCCUAACAUGCCUGGAUGCAGAUAAUUUAUCACAUAAUUUACCAGUCAGGUAACAGAAUAUAAACUCAUGGAUAAAUGGAAUUGUGUAUUUGCAUCAUGGGUCUCACAACCCAUUUUUCAUUCCUAUAGUGCUACAAAUAGUGUGAUAAUGUUAGUUUUACACAUAAUGAAUGUCCAAUCUUUGAUUACAUAAGAACAAAAUGAAUGUAUUUACUUUCAAAUGAGAAAAAUAUGCUUCCCACCAGACUCAUUAUUCAUAGGUGGUGCUUCAUUAGCUUCGGUAGCAAGCCUUUCACUUUUCCUGCCUUGCUCUGGCUUUCCCUUCUCUCAUGCAUCAGAAAACCAUUAGCAAAUGUAAACAUUGGUGUGUAUUUUUUGAGCCUGGUUAAAAUAAUGAAAGCUAUGUUGAUAACAGUAAUGACAGGUCUAACUGCAGUAAUUACAGAUCUGUUCAAUACAAUUUACAGGCCUGUUCACACUAACGACAGGUCUAAUCACAGUAUUCAUAGGACUAGUUGCAGUAAUAACAGGUCUAAUCACAGUAUUGACAGAUAUAAUCACAGUGUUGACAGGUCUAGUCACUGUAAUGACAGGUUUGUGUACAGUAAUGACAGGUCUAAUAACAGUGUUGACAGGUCUAGUCACAGUAAUAACAGGUCUAGUCACUGUAAUGACAGGUCUAGUCACUGUAAUGACAGGUCUAAUCACAGUAAUGACAGGUCUAAUCACAGUAAUGACAGGUCUAGUCAAUGUAAUGACAGGUCUAAUCACUGUAAUGACAGAUCUAGUCACUAUAAUGACAGGUCCCAUCACAGUAUUGACAAGUCUAGUCACUGUAAUGACAGGUCUGAUUACAGAACUGUCAGGUCUAAUCACAGUAUUGACAGGUCUAGUCACUGUAUUGACAGGACUAGUAGCAGUAAUGACAAGUCUAAUAACAGUUUUGACAGGUCUGUUUACAGUAAUGACAGGUCUAAUCACAGUAUUGACAGGACUAGUAGCAGUAAUGACAGGUCUAUUUACAGUAAUGACAGGUCUAAUCGCAGUAAUGACAGGUGAAAUUGCAUUAAUGACAGGUCUGUUCAAUACAAAUUAAAUAAUCUUAUACAAAUAGAUGGGCUAUGAGGUGUGUGAGAUAAUGUGCAUUCUUGUGGCAUAUAUUGGACCUCAUGAAAAUUCAUGACACUCCCACCAAAAUGUCCACAUUGCUAGAAGACAUCAAAAGCCAUGAAUGUCUGGCAUCCAAAAGGAUGCCAUGGGUCUUCCAUGAAAGUCCCAUAAACAUCCAUUUAGACCUGAGUGUAUAAUAGAAUGCCAUGUAAACUGUUUAUCAAAUGAAUGAUUUAUGCAUAAAAAUCUAACAGGCAGCCUGUAGAAAUCAGACUAUAUUCCAAUGUUUCAUUUAUAAAACUAUAACUGCAUCGUGAGCGAUUAUUCACUAUGAAAUCCCAUUAAAAUCCAAUACUCUUUUAUUUAUUCAUCUUCAGCAAGCACUUUGUCCUGCUCAGGGUUGGAAGAUCUGGAGCCUGUUCUGGGAGCGCUGUGUGAGAGGCAGGACUUCACCCUGGGAUUGACACCAAGCCUUCUCACACCUAUAGGGGCAAUUUAUCGUAGCUUUUCAGGGGGUGACAAUUAACCAGCGAAUCUAGAGAAAACACACUCACACACAUGGGAAACUCCACACAGACAGCAACCUGAGUCACACUAUCCAGCAUUCAAGGUGUGUGUGUUGAUUCACAAUGGGGUUCCAAUUGAAUAGCCACUGAAACAUUUCACAGAGAAUUUUCCAGAAGGGAAAAUUUGGAAUUGAGCACUAAUGUUGGUAAUGUGAACACAGGUCUGAAAUGGAAAGAUUAGCGUCUGAUGGGAAAAUAGGUAUUUAUUUUAAUAGUUAUACUUUUUUGCCACUCUAUAUUCCGUAUGAAUUUGGGAACUGAAGUUCAAGGGCAAAGGUCUUAGCUCUACAAUUAGAUUGCUCCAUCGACUUGCUACGUGGAACUGCUUGUUUGUUGCAGAAGUUUUAUUUUCCAUUAUGGCUUGCACCACUGGCUGUUGUAUUGCAAUUAGAUGUUUCCAUGCUCAUUGUGGGUUGCCAAUUGGUGUUGGCCGGACAUUAUUCAACAUUCCGCUCAGCUCAGUGGUGUUUUCACUGCUUUUGCAUCAGCUGCAUGGUGUAUAAAUCACAUCAUGAUGUUCCAGAGGCUAUUACCUCACCUGAUUAUGGUGUUGUGUCAUAUUUUGUACCUACACAGUGUUUUCCUGAUUGCUAUGAAGCACGGAAAGGUAAUUUUUGUACCACACCUUGACUUGACACCUCCUACGUGAGAAGUAUCGCCCAGCUUGUCCACCAACGCUGUCAAUGUGGACCCAUUAAGCAUACCCCUGACUAUGAAGAACAGGGUUGAAACGUUCUCCUUGGACUGUGGAGGGGGGAUUAAUUGGACAAGCCACAGUCACAUAUUGCUUAGGAACGUUCAGAUAGAGUUCAUCUUUGUUGAAGUUUAAAGUCGCAGUGUGCUGGAAGAAUGCAUGAGCAAGAUAAAAGGCGUGUCCUUAUUAUCCAACAAGCUGUGUGAGAUGUGCUAAUACGAAAAGAAAAAAAUCACUGUAUUUAAAAUUUUUUUUAAUGGUUUGUUUGGUUUCAUUUUUAAUAACAAUAUUGUGAUAGCAGACUUCAUUUGGAAUGUUUCAUGGUGAUUUAACACGCAUUGUAUAUAAUACUAGAGGGAUAAUCAUGUAUACCAUUUUCGAUUCAGAUUGGCCAGACGGUGUUGAUUCGUUUUCUCUGACAGCAUUUCUGCUUGCAAGGUCUAUAUUAAUAUACUCGUUCUAAUACGUUAUCAUGUCUGUAGUAAUAUACAAGUGUGCAAUUGCUGACAGUGAAGUGUUUUGUGAGGGGAUAUUUAUUUAUUAUUAUUGAUCGUUUAAGGAAGGAAUCUCUAGUAUCGGUGUUUUGUAACAGCCAAAGGUAAAGCUGAUAGUUCACCCAAAUAUUCUGUCAGUCAAUUACUCACCCUCAUGUCGUUCCAAACCCAUAAGACUUUCGUUCAUCUUCGGAACACAAAUGAAGGCAUUUUUAAUGUCUGCUUUUGCGUUCUCGUGAUACACCCGGACCCGGAAGCGCUACACAAACUGAGUCACAAAGAACAACCUUUGUAACAAAGUUUUUGACAUGGACGAGGACUUGCAUUUUUUUGUCCUUUCUCGAGGACUUUUUUUGACUGCUGCCAGGUCACAUUGCACCCAAGGAAAGCUAAAGUGCGCGCCAUUACCAUGGAAUGGAUUAUGACUCAUUCACCUGUAGGAUAGACCAAAUAAUGGGCCAUUGCCAUCAUCAGCGCUACUUCUCUCCAACCCACGGGUCACUGUGUGGAAGCACAAUGUCCUAUAAUACACACAUGUUCCCAGGAGAGGGAUCCGGGCUUAUUUAUCCCCCCCAGCUAAGCAGGAAAGAGGACCAAUUCGGAGCAGAAGUGAGUGUAGACCAAAUAGCAACAACCAAGAAUGACAUGGAAUAGGAUUUCUGCUUUUUGUUGCUUUCACAGGGAAAGUAUUAAACACAUUUCCAUAGAAGUGCUAAGUGCUUAAGUUUGAGUCAGUGACUGGGGUGUCAUUUGUGGGGUGUCAUUACUGAUAUUACAUUUAUAAUAAACAUUCAUGUAACAUAAAGGUGAAAUACAUUUAAACAUCGGCACUGUCGGGAGGGUUACUUUACAAAUGCAUUCCGUUACAGUUACAAAUUACUUCAUAAAAAAUGUCAAUCAGAAACGUAGUCCACGUCUCACAAUAUGGAAGUCAUGUAAUCUGAUUAUUUUAGGAUUACUUCAAGGUCAUCCACACGUGUACAUAAAGUCAAGAGAAAUGCAAUGUGAUCUAAAAUACUUGUUUUUUUUUUUUGUUUUUUUUAGAGCUUAUUUCAGAGCUUAAAAACAUGCUCAGUGUUUGGAUUUGUUCUAAUAAAAUAAAUAAAUAAAUAAAUAAUGACAAAACUUUCACAUCACAAAAGUUAGAGCGCCCAUAUUCUUGUUUUUCCCAAAAGAGGAU